UUCUCUUUCAUUUUGUUUUCCCCUGCGUCCAUUCUUGACUACUGUGCCGUGCUGUGCUCUGCUCGUCAACAUCAACAACCGUGCUGCAAUGAAUGCGUCGGUUGAUUUUGAUGCCUUCGGGCCACAGUUGACAGGACAAUUCGACUUCACGCUUUAUUUCAAACAGGCAAUUUUUUCCAUUGUUCCGUCCGCAAUCUUCUUGGCAAUCCUUCCAUGCCGGGUCACAUGGCUGUUGCGAAGACGUUCGAUCCCGUCCAGCGGAUGGCUUCUCUUGGCAAAGCUUGCUACUAGUACGAUCCACCUCUCCCUCCAAGCAACUCUCUUGGCACUAUGGGCACUUCCGACCACACUCAAGACUCCAGCAUCAUUAGCAGCGGCCAUUCUAGCCCUGGUCAACUCGAUACUCCUUAUCAGCUUGAUCUACGUAGAGCAUGCACGCUCAACUAGGCCAUCCAAGCUCCUCAGUAUUUAUUUGUUCAUAACAUCUUUGGUUGAUAUAGCCCAAGCGAGAUCGCUCUUUCGGCAGCAGCCCAACUCAACUGGGAAGAUUGGCGUUGUGUUUGUAGUGUCCCUGGCCAUGAAGCUUCUUCUUGUUUUUCUGGAAGAAAUACCAAAGCCUGGUGGACCGGAGUCUUCAUCAAAGGAAGAGAUCAGUGGACCAAUCAGUAGAUCUGUAUUCGGCUGGCUAAACCCUUUGUUCCUUCAAGGUUCUAGGAGCAUGUUGAAUGUUGAUGAUCUCGGUAACAUCGAUCACAAAUUUGACUCCGCUCGGCUACUGUCUAUGCUCAGCUCGUCCUGGGAUAGCAGGGACAAAUCUGCCGAACAUGCCUUGCUCAGAGCCACGCUAUCCGCUUUCAGAACUGGUUACCUGGCCCCAAUCUUUCCGCGAUUGUGUGUGGCAGCUUUCAACUUUUCCCAACCUUUUCUGAUUAAAAGGAUCAUUGAGUUUGUUGGGGAGCCCAGCGACGCGCAGUCUCGCGAGGUUGCAGGGGGACUUAUUGGCGCUGCUUUGCUUGUUUAUCUGGGAUUAGCAAUCUCCAAAGGCAUUUACAACCAUGCGGUGUACCAGCUCACGACUUCAAUCCGAGGCGGGCUGGUUUCCCUGAUCUUUAGAAAGUCUCUUAGGCUAGACGCUGCAACUGCUAGUCAAGGGAAGGCUGUUACUCUCAUGAGCACCGAUAUUGACUCAAUCGCUAGUGGGGUCAAAGAUCUGCAUGAAAUAUGGGCUAGCGUUCUUGAGCUGGGCGUUGCCGUUCAUCUACUAAAUCUGCAAAUUGGGGCAGCGUGUUUUGUCGUUGUGAUACCAGCCGUCCUUUGCACUUUCAUUACAGAAAGGGCCACCGAUGGCAUUGGUUCUGCAAGGAUGAUGUGGAAUAAAGGUGUUGAGGAACGCGUUUCCACUACCUCUUCAAUGCUUGCCCAAAUCAAGGGUAUCAAGAUGAUGGGCCUCAUUGACUAUCUUGCCACCAUGGUGCAGCAACUCAGAAUUGCAGAGCUUGAUAUGUCGAAGAAGUUCAGGAUGUUCAUCGUGCGAAUCAUUCUUAUCUCCAAUCUCUCAGACCAGAUGACCCCAGCCGUCGUCGUGACGGCUGCAGUAUUCUGGACCAGAGCUGAUGGCUUUACCAUAUCUCAAGCCUUCACAUCUCUUGCCAUUGUGGCCUUGGUUUCUACCCCCUUGGCUAACCUAAUUGGCUCUUACCCGGCUUUUGUGUCUUCUGUCGCCUGUUUUGGUCGCAUACAAGAGUUUCUCGUACAAGACGAGCACAAGCCCGAACAUGUCCAAGGCAUUCAAGCCGUUUCAAAAAGGAAUUCCAUGAUCACGGUAUCCAUCCCCGAUAUCUCGCCGGAUACGGCCUCAACACAUCGCGCCAUAAAUAUGAAGGCGAUGAGUUCUCAGCAGCCUUCACAGAGGUCUGGUCUUGCUAUUAGUCUUGAAAACGUAACUGUUGGGGUCGAGGGCAAAGAAGAGCCGAUUCUCAGAAAUAUCACACUGUCACUUCCAAGAGCCAAAUACACAGAGGUCACUGGCGUCGUGGGAUGUGGAAAGUCAAGCUUUCUGAAGGCCAUUCUUGGAGAGAUGCCCCUGACAAGUGGCAAUAUCCGGUUUGCAGAACCAAGUAUGUCAGUUGCUUUCUGUGAACAAUCUGCUUGGCUACGGAAUAUCUCCAUCAAGGAAAAUAUCGUUGGCCAAGAGCCCUUUGAUGACGAAUGGUACAGGCGUGUCGUUUUCGCUUGCGACCUUAACCAAGAUAUUUCUAGAUUGCCAAAGAGAGACGACACGCUUGUUGGUAGCGGCGGUAUUACACUUAGUGGUGGGCAGAAGCAGAGAGUUGCGCUUGCGAGAGCCGUGUACGCCAGAAAGUCCAUCGUUCUGCUAGACGAUCCUUUCAGCGCUCUCGAUGCUGAGACACGAACGAAAGUGUUCAACCGCGUACUUGGCGGGAAGGGUCUUCUGCAGGAAGGCGAUACAACUGUCAUCCAUACCACCCCUGCCGGUCCACGAAAGUCAAUCGCCGACAACGUCAUCCUUCUCAGUAAGACGGGGUCUGUGGAACAAACAGGACCUUCGGUCAAUCUUGUCACGGUCUUCAAGGACGUUGACGUGGAAGACCUCCCGGAAGACAGCGUUCAAGUGGACGAAGACACGAAUGUGGCGACCAAGGCACCGAUGUGUGAGACAUCAGAAACCAAGGAAGAAGAUACUACUCAGAGACAAUCGGGUGACUUCUCGCUCUACAAAUUUUACCUUCGAUCAAUUGGCCCGACCCUAACCGUCACAUUUGUUCUUGCCGCGGCCACAUACAUCUUUCUAGGCUUCAUGCCAAACAUCUGGCUGAGAAUUUGGACCGAGCGCGGAACCAAUAAUGGAAGCCGCGGCGCUUACUUCGGCGCAUAUCUAUCAUUCUGCCUUGGAACCGUCCUGUUCUCGGGACUGGCCAUUGGGCUCUUCUUCGUCGUCGUCAUCCCUCGAUCAGCUGCAAGGCUGCACCAGAAACUUCUGGACUCUGUUCUCAAUGCUCCUCUGUGGUUCUUUACAACAGUGGACAGUGGCGUCACCCUCAACCGCUUCAGCCAGGACAUGACGCUUGUCGAUCAGACUCUACCUACGGCCUUUUUUGAGGUUGUGCUCGAUACUCUGGUUGCUAUCGCUUCCACAGCACUCAUCGCUUCGGGAGCGCAGUACUUCGCAGCCAUCAUUCCUUUUUGUGUCUUGCCCUUGUAUUUCCUGCAGAAAUUCUAUCUCAAGACUUCUCGGCAGAUGCGACAUCUUGAUCUCGAGUCUAAGUCCCCGCUCUACACCCAUUUUACGGAGACUCUUAACGGUCUUGUGACUAUUCGUGCCUUUGGAUGGCAGCAGAGUUUCGUCGAAGAGCAACUUCGCCUACUUAACGUUUCUCAAAGACCUUACUACUUGCUGUUCUGUAUUCAACGAUGGUUGACGGUUAUGUUAGACUUGUUUGUCGCGGUGAUUGCAACCAUUCUGGUUACGUUUGCUGUCAAAUCCACCAACACAACAAGCAGCGGUGCCAUAGGUCUAUCCAUGGUCAGCCUGAUGGGUCUUAACUCUAGCUUGUCGAGGCUGAUCAGUUCUUGGACAAAUCUGGAGACGUCUCUUGGCGCAAUCGCUCGGUUGCGUGACUUCGUCCGUGAUACUCCUCAUGAAGACGGUGCCAAUGCUCAGAAUUUACCCCCAGUUCCUCAAGGAUGGCCAUCUUUAGGUGCAAUCAACCUCAAGAGUAUAGAUGCUAGAUACAAGGCCGAUGAUGAAACUGUGCUUCACGAGGUUUCCUUGAACAUCAAACCUGGCCAGAAGGUUGGCUUAUGUGGACGCACAGGAAGCGGCAAGACUUGCUUCCUUCUCACGUUGCUCCGUCUUCUGGAUACGCCGACAGGAUCCAUUCAAAUUGACGACAUUGAUCUCUGCUCGCUGUCGCGCAAGGCAAUCCGACCGCAUUUCAUCACGCUCCCCCAAGACCCAGUGACUCUACCUGGGACCGUUCGAAUGAACCUUGAUCCUAACGGAUCUUUCUAUGGGCAAUCCGGCGGCGAAGCACUGCUAGAGGCGUUGAAGAAAACCUUCCUGUGGGACGAUGUAAUCAAGUCUCGGGGCGGUCUGGACGCUAGCUUCGCUGAGAUGGGUCUUUCCCACGGCCAACAGCAGCUGUUUGCUCUAGCCCGCGCCAUAUUGCACAAAGAUCAGAGUGGGGUUGUUCUAUUGGACGAAGCAACUAGCAGUGUCGACUAUAAGACCGAUAAGUUGCUUCAAGAGGUGAUCAAAAAAGAGCUUUCAAGCCAUACCAUCCUGGCCGUGGCGCACAGGCUCGACACCAUCGAGGACUAUGAUGUUGUUGUGGUGAUGGACAACGGCAGGAUCGUGGAGGUGGGCAAUCCCAGACAGCUUCUACAGCAGACUGGAUCAGCCUUUCGAUGUCUCCAUGCGUAUUGAUUUCGUUUAAACAUUUGGUGUUUUCUUGGGAUGGCAUUCAAGACAAAUUACUGAGAUGGAUCACUUGUGGCGUGCGAUAAAUGCGGCAAGCCUUUUGCGUCUGAAGACCUUGCAGAAGGUUUUCGUAGCCGUACGGUGGUUUGAACUCCCGAAGGUAAACAUGCUGGUUUAUUAAGAAUAAAGGCCGUCGCUCACGAUACGAAGAUCAGAGUUCAUGUGCAAGUUUGAAGUUGAUGGGUACUGUAUUAUCGGGAUAUCUAGGGUCAGCAUUCAGCGCGGCAUGGACCAGAGCCUAAAAGUUACUUGUCCAAUAUGAAAUCCAUAUUCCAG
Messenger RNA from Colletotrichum navitas, 4777 nucleotides. Its product is annotated as P-loop containing nucleoside triphosphate hydrolase protein. Gene Ontology annotation, molecular function: ABC-type transporter activity; ATP binding; ATP hydrolysis activity. Gene Ontology annotation, biological process: transmembrane transport. Lineage: Eukaryota; Fungi; Ascomycota; Sordariomycetes; Glomerellales; Glomerellaceae. Bases 89 to 4447 code for a protein of 1452 amino acids. The record is from RefSeq and is a predicted model, not a curated record. The transcript has 10 exons. Gene Ontology annotation, cellular component: membrane.